This is a messenger RNA of Gavia stellata (red-throated loon), 2262 nucleotides long. RefSeq names its product mannosyl-oligosaccharide glucosidase (gene MOGS). NCBI's taxonomy places the organism in Eukaryota, Metazoa, Chordata, Aves, Gaviiformes, Gaviidae. The coding region runs from base 106 to 2262 and encodes 718 amino acids. Gene Ontology annotation, biological process: protein N-linked glycosylation; oligosaccharide metabolic process. Gene Ontology annotation, cellular component: endoplasmic reticulum membrane. Gene Ontology annotation, molecular function: Glc3Man9GlcNAc2 oligosaccharide glucosidase activity. The record is from RefSeq and is a predicted model, not a curated record. The transcript is spliced from 4 exons.
GUUACCCCCCACCCCGCUCCCCCCGCGCUUCUCCCCGGUUCUACCGGGCCUCUCGCUUCGCCCCAUCGUUUUUGGGGCACUUACCGGCCUCACGUCUACUUCGGGAUGAAGACGCGCAGCCCACGGGCUCUGGUUACCGGGCUGAUGUGGCUUCAGCAAGGCGAGGGGGGAGGCAGCUUGCGCCACACCUGCGAGCAAAGCGACGGUCUGUCGCGCUACGGCUGGUUGAUGCACGACGGGGAGAAUUUCGGGGUGCAGGAGAUCCGAGACGGGGGCUUGUUGUUAAAAACCGAAUUCGUUAAACGACCGGGAGGGGAACACGGAGGGGAUUGGAGUUGGCGCGUCACCGCGCGGAUGGAGGGCGCAGGCGGCCCGGCCCCCCUCCUCUCGCUCUUCUUCUACAUCGCCACGGACGGGCAGGGGACGCUGCGGCCGCACCUGGAGAACGGGACGCGUCUGGCCGCCGUGACGGGGACGGCGGAGGAGCUGGGAAGCUUCACCCUCACCUUCCUCCGCCCCACGGCGGAGAGCGGGGAGGACCCCAAAUACGCCAGCUACAACUACCUGGAGGCGGCGAGCCCGGGGCUGCACCGCCUGACCGAGGCGGUGCGGAGCAGCCUGAGCAACCGUUUCGUCUUCGCCCCACCGGGGGGGCCCCGCCGCCGCUUCUUCGCCGUCGACACCUUCGGGGGGCUGCCGGGGGAGCCCCCGCGCGGGCGCCUGCUGCUGCACCAGGUGACGCUGGAGCCGCCUGCUACGGUGGAGGUGACCUUCGAGUCGGGCAGCGCAGCGGGCCGGCCCGGGCGGCUGGCGGGGGGGGUGCUGUCGGCGGCGCUGGCGCGGCACGCGGCCGCCUUCGAGCGGCGCUUUGAGGAGACCUUCGGGCUGGGGCGCAAGGGCUUCCCCCCACCGCAGCGGCGCUUCGCCCAGGCCGCCCUCAGCGACCUGCUGGGAGGGGUGGGCUACUUCCACGGGCACUCCCUGGUGCGGUCCCCGCUGCAGGAGCAGCCCGUGCCCGCCCCCGCCGCCGCCCUCUUCACCGCCGUCCCCUCCCGCUCCUUCUUCCCCCGCGGCUUCCUCUGGGACGAGGGCUUCCACCAGCUGCUGCUGGCACGCUGGGACCCGGCCCUGAGCCGCGAGGUGAUCGCGCACUGGCUGGACCUGAUGAACGCCGAGGGCUGGAUCCCGCGGGAGCAGAUCCUGGGGGAGGAGGCGCGGGCCAAGGUGCCCCCCGAGUUCCUCCUGCAGCACAGCGAGACGGCCAACCCCCCCACGCUGCUGCUGGCGCUGCAGCAGCUGCUGCCCACCGCCCCCCUGCCCUACCUGCGCCGCCUCUUCCCCCGCCUGCGCACCUGGUACGACUGGUACAACCGGACGCAGGCCGGGCCCCUGCCCCUCACCUUCCGCUGGCGCGGCCGCGACCCCCAGCCCGAGCGCUUCCUCAACCCCAAGACGCUGGCCUCGGGGCUGGACGACUACCCGCGCGCCUCCCACCCCUCGCCCGAGGAGCGGCACCUGGACCUGCGCUGCUGGAUGGCGCUGGCCUCCCGGGUGCUGGGGCAGGUGGCCGAGCGGCUGGGCGAGCCGGCCGGGCCCUACCGGGAGAUGGAGCGGGCGCUGAGCGACAACGGCCUGCUGGACCGGCUGCACUGGGCCCAGGAGCUGGGCGCCUUCGCCGACUACGGCAACCACAGCGCGGCGGUGGGGCUGCGCUGGCAGCCGGCAGCGCCGGCGGCCCCGGGCCGGCCCCCUCCGGCCCCCCGGCUGGUGCGGGAGGUGCGGGAGGCGCCGCGGCCCCGCUUCGUGGGGGCCCUGGGCUACGUCAGCCUCUUCCCGCUGCUGCUGCAGCUGCUGCGCCCCGACUCGCCGCGGCUGCCCGCCGUGCUGGCCGCCAUGCGCAGCGAGCGGCAGCUCUGGACGCCCUUCGGGCUGCGCUCCCUGGCCCGCGACAGCCCCCUCUACAUGCAGCGCAACACCCAGCACGACCCCCCGUACUGGCGCGGACCCAUCUGGGUCAACAUCAACUACCUGGCGCUACGGGCGCUGCGCGGCUACGCCGACGCCGAGGGGCCGCAGCGGGAGCGGGCGGCGGAGCUUUACCGCGAGCUGCGCCACAACCUGGUGGCCAACCUGUACCGGCAGUACGCCGAGAGCGGCUUUCUCUGGGAACAGUACAGCGACAGCACCGGCCGCGGCCAGGGCUGCCACCCCUUUGCCGGCUGGUCGGCGCUGGUCGUGCUGGUGAUGGCCGAGGACUACUAG